AUCAGAACGAUGGUACUCAAUAAUAUUUUAAAUUCUGAGAAUUUUAAGAAGUUCUGCGCUUCCUGACGUCAUCAACAAGUUGGUAGAACUGCUGGAACUCUUUUUCAGACAGCUGCCAGGUGUUUCGGCUAAGAAUAAUCUCAGUAUUGUAUAUGUAUCGAUAGGGUACAGAUAAUAUAUCCUUAUUGUUACAUCACUUACAAUAUCAGACACAGCAAUAAUGACUGAACGAUCCUGGGAAGAGAAAUAUAAGCUCAUUACGAGGAAUCUAGCAGAAUGGCUUGGCGAUGAGAAACUUAAGACAAUCCUUAAGCAAAGGGAUAUAAAAAUAUACUGGGGCACUGCAACAACAGGAAAGCCUCACAUUGGAUAUUUCACUCCAAUGUCAAAGAUUGCUGAUUUUUUAAGAGCCGGUGCAGAAGUCACUAUUCUCUUUGCCGAUCUUCAUGCUUACUUGGACAAUAUGAAAGCCCCCUGGGAGUUGUUGGCCUUACGAACAAAGUACUAUGAAGCUGUUAUCAAAUCCAUGCUCAAGUCCAUCGAUGUGCCCUUGGAUAAAUUAAAAUUCAUUAAAGGAACAGAAUACCAGUUAUCCAAGGAAUAUACGCUAGACGUAUAUCGGCUUGGUUCUAUUGUAACUGAACACGAUGCGAAAAAAGCAGGAGCUGAAGUUGUUAAACAAGUGGCUAGCCCGUUAUUAUCUGGUUUACUCUACCCUGGAUUGCAGGCACUUGACGAACAAUAUCUUAAGGUAGAUGCUCAAUUCGGUGGUGUAGAUCAGAGAAAAAUUUUUACUUUCUCUGAGAAAUAUCUACCAAUGCUUGGAUAUGAGAAACGUGUUCAUCUAAUGAAUCCUAUGAUUCCUGGACUUACUGGCGCAAAAAUGUCUUCAUCCGAGGAAGAUUCUAAAAUUGAUCUUUUAGAUGACGCAGCAGCCGUCAAAAAGAAAUUAAAAAAGGCUUUUUGUGAACCUGGUAAUAUUACUGACAAUGGAAUUCUGUCAUUUUCUAAGCAUGUUAUAUUCCCACUGUUGAAGAGCGAUGAAGUCUACAUCAUACCGCGCAAGGACGAAUUUGGUGGAGAUGCGCAAUUUGUGAAGUAUGAGGACCUUGAAACUGCCUUUGCGAAACAGGAAAUUCAUCCUGGUGAUCUUAAGGCAGCAGUUGAGAUUUAUAUAAACAAGCUUUUAGAUCCGAUCAGAAAGGAAUUCUCAGCUGAUCCAAAAUUGAAAAAACUUAGCUCUGAAGCAUAUCCACCACCACAAAAACAAAAACCUGUGGAGGAUAUUGUCCCAUCUAGAUUAGAUAUCAGGGUAGGAAAGGUUGUGGAAGUUGAAAAACAUCCUGACGCGGAUGCCUUGUAUGUGGAAAAAAUUGAUCUAGGGGAAGCAAACGGUCCUAGGACAAUAGUGAGUGGCUUAGCUAAUUUUGUACCUUUGGAAGAAAUGAAAGAUAGAUUGGUUGUUGUUUUGUGCAACUUGAAAGCUGCUAAUCUCAGAGGAAUACAGUCACAUGGAAUGGUACUCUGUUCAUCUACAGAUCAGCCUACAAAACAAGUAGAACCUCUGAGGCCACCUAGUGACGCGGUACCCGGGGAAAAGGUUCUAGUAGAAGGUUAUGAGGAAGGUGUUCCUGACGACAUUUUAAAUCCAAAAAAGAAAGUUUGGGAUAAACUACAGGUGGACCUUAUUGUGAAUGGAAACGGAGAAGCUGCAUGGGCAGGAAAUGCUUUGCUUACUGCUAGCAAUGGAAAAAUCACAUCAGACACUUUGAAAAAUGUACCAAUAAAAUAAUAGGUUUAUACUGCUUAGACACAAAAACUUUCUAUCAUUGCAUUUUGACAGUCUUUUGACAAUGAUUAACAACAGUUUUGUCACCUGAAUUGAAUAAAAAGAGCUUCUUCAAAAA
Cephus cinctus (wheat stem sawfly) is the source of this 1907-nucleotide messenger RNA. RefSeq names its product tyrosine--tRNA ligase, cytoplasmic (gene TyrRS). Gene Ontology annotation, biological process: tyrosyl-tRNA aminoacylation. Bases 221 to 1792 code for a protein of 523 amino acids. Lineage: Eukaryota; Metazoa; Arthropoda; Insecta; Hymenoptera; Cephidae. Gene Ontology annotation, molecular function: ATP binding; tyrosine-tRNA ligase activity; tRNA binding. The transcript has 7 exons. The record is from RefSeq and is a predicted model, not a curated record.